CAACAACAACAAUGUCCUCUUCUAAAACCAUAACCUUCACUCUAUUCAUCGCGACAACACUAUUCGCGUCCUGUAACGCAGCCGCAAACGCCACAACCAAACCUCUAUUCCCAGCCAUUCUAAUCUUCGGCGACUCAACCGUGGACACAGGCAACAACAACUACCCUUUAAACACAUUCUUCAGAGCUACACAUUUUCCCUACGGCAUUGACCUCCCAGACCACAAAGCUAACGGGAGAUUCUCAAACGGGAAACUAAUCCCCGACAUACUCGCAGCCAAAUUCAACAUCAAACAGUUUGUUCCUCCUUUCUUACAACCAAACCUCUCCGACCAAGAGAUUGUAACCGGAGUCUGUUUUGCAUCAGCCGGUUCGGGUUACGAUGACAAAACCAGCCUCUCCACUCAGGCCAUUCCUGUCUCGGAACAACCUAACAUGUUCAGGAAGUACAUUGCUCGUCUCAAGAGUAUCGUGGGAGACAAGAAAGCUAUGGAUAUUAUAAACAACGCUUUGGUGGUUAUAAGCGCAGGGACUAACGAUAUGGUCUUGAAUUUUUACACUAUUCCUACAAGGCGUCUUGAGUAUCCUCUUAUCUCUGGUUACCAUGACUUUAUACUUAAGAGGCUUGAUGAUUUCAUCGGGGAGCUUUACAGUUUAGGUGCCAGGAAUAUUGCGAUCGCAGGUUUACCUCCGAUUGGUUGUUUACCGAUUCAAAUGACUGCUAAGUUCCGCAACAUCUUUAGGUUUUGCUUAGAACAAGAGAACAAAGACUCGGUGGUAUACAAUCAGAAACUUGAGAAGCUAUUACCUCAGAUCCAGGCAUCUCAUACAGGAAGCAAGAUCCUUUACGCCGAUAUAUAUACCCCUAUAUACGACAUGAUGCAAAACCCUAGCAAAUACGGGUUUACAGAGACGAAGAGAGGAUGUUGUGGAACAGGGUUUCUGGAGACGAGCUUCAUGUGUAAUGUUUUUUCUCCAUCGUGUCCGAAUCACUCUGAGUUUUUGUUCUUUGACGCCAUUCAUCCAUCGGAAGCUACCUAUAAUUACAUAGGAGACUUGCUCGAUACUCAAAUCCGUGGGUCGAUUGCGGCUUAAGUCAUCAUCACAGAUUU
Raphanus sativus (radish) is the source of this 1111-nucleotide messenger RNA. Its product is annotated as GDSL esterase/lipase At2g31540-like. The transcript is spliced from 3 exons. Lineage: Eukaryota; Viridiplantae; Streptophyta; Magnoliopsida; Brassicales; Brassicaceae. Gene Ontology annotation, molecular function: hydrolase activity, acting on ester bonds. The record is from RefSeq and is a predicted model, not a curated record. The coding region runs from base 12 to 1094 and encodes 360 amino acids.